UAUAGGAUAUUACUCUUAUCUUGGACCCCCCUUCCCCAGGCCCCAUUCAGUCAGGCCUGAGGCGCCACUGGCACCACUGACUAAGCGUGAAAUCCGAACGACCCGCUCGGACUUAACUUACCUUCCCCAAACCAUCUGCCUCAGUCUUGGACAUCUUCCAAAGAGGGGGCGAUUGCAUCCCACGAUUUCCCCGCGGUGUUUCUCCCAAGAGCCGAAAUCUUGAACUUGAAACGAGAGCCAAGCAGCGUGGGGGAGAGAUCCGAUCCAACUUGGGCGAAGACCACGAACGGAGGGGGGGGAGGAGAGGAGAACUUGACCUAAUGCAAUAUCGGGGUCUGAUAAUGUUCUCAGUCACAGUUGAGAUGCGGAGACAAAUCUCGAUCAAUCGCAUGGAGCAUGAAAUCAGUUGCAAUGCAACCACCGAGUAUCGCCAGUGGAGAGAAUCGGGACAGGACAGGAGAUCCUCGGGAAAUGUCCUCGUAUCGUCCCUGUCUCUCUGGGAUGAGCACGACCACAAGGAUCGGGAUCCCAGGUUUACAACCUCCGCAUCCGGGUUGCUCCUCUCGUCCGAUUGUCUGUCUGCCUGGUGUCAACAACACACCACUAAAUCACGACGUCACUUUGAUCGCUCGCUUCGGCCGGGACGGAAUCACCCCACCUGCCAUUCAUUCACUGACCUGCCUGUCCUAUUCCCAAACCAUGAUGAACCACAACUAGAAAAAUGUGAAUGGUCAGGUUGUUGCGCAGGGUCCAGGGUCUCAUUGCCUGUUGUCCCUAGAAAUCCUAUAAAUCCUGUCCUUUCUCGCUCUCUUGCCCCUCUCACUCACUCACUCACUCAUUCAAGUAACACAGCUUCCGCUUCCGCUUCCACGUUUCCAUAGAAUCUUUACCAACCCCCUUCCUCUCCAUCCACUACACCUCCCAACGAAGAAAUGUCUUCCCCUCCCGAGAUCCCCGAGACCCAAUGGGCCCAGGUCGUCGAAGAGAAAGGCCACCCGCCCGGUCUGCCACACCGACCUGCACGCCAUGAAAGGCGACUGGCCGCUGCCCCUCAAGCAGCCGCUGGUGGGCGGCCACGAGGGCGCCGGCAUCGUCGUGGCCCGCGGCGACCUC
Messenger RNA from Aspergillus japonicus CBS 114.51, 1113 nucleotides. RefSeq lists its product as uncharacterized. The transcript is spliced from 3 exons. NCBI's taxonomy places the organism in Eukaryota, Fungi, Ascomycota, Eurotiomycetes, Eurotiales, Aspergillaceae. The record is from RefSeq and is a predicted model, not a curated record. Bases 321 to 881 code for a protein of 186 amino acids.